This is a messenger RNA of Bubalus bubalis (water buffalo), 1287 nucleotides long. It is a transcript of the gene OGFOD2, whose product is annotated as 2-oxoglutarate and iron dependent oxygenase domain containing 2. Gene Ontology annotation, molecular function: iron ion binding; L-ascorbic acid binding; oxidoreductase activity, acting on paired donors, with incorporation or reduction of molecular oxygen. Lineage: Eukaryota; Metazoa; Chordata; Mammalia; Artiodactyla; Bovidae. The coding region runs from base 155 to 1207 and encodes 350 amino acids. The transcript is spliced from 7 exons. The record is from RefSeq and is a predicted model, not a curated record.
ACCGUUUUGUGGGGCGGAGUCUUCGUUCUUUUCUGAAUUUGGGAAUUUAGAACGGACCCUUGGCCGCUGGUUCCAAACCGCGCCCCUGCCCGGCUGGGGGCGUACCCGGAAGUGUCCCUACGGUAGCCGGUGGGGCAAUGCAACACUUCUUACCAUGGGGACCGCAGCGGCUCCCCGGCGUUUCUGCCGCUGCGCUUGCUUUUGCUCAGAGAACUUGUACGUGGCGCGCUACGGGCUGCACGUGCGCUUCCGGAGCGAACAGCAGCUGCGCCAGGACUACGAGCCCAUCCUGCGCAGCCGAGGCUGUGUCAGCCCUAAAGACUUCCAGCAGCUGUUGGGAGAGCUGGAGCAGGAGGUGGGGCGGCGGCGGCGGCUGGGGCCGGAGUCGGCUGCCAGGAAAGCCCUCAUUGCCAGCUCCUACCGCCCAGCACGGCCAGAGGUCUACAACUUGCUGCAGGAGGCCACUUUGGCCCCUGAAUUUCUGGCUGCAGCUGAAUACAGCGCAUCUUCAGGCGCAGACCUUAAGGGCCUUCUCCAGCGGCUGGAGACAGUGUCAGAGGAGAAGCGAAUUUACCGGCUGCCAGUGUUCACAGCGCCCUUCUGCCAGGCCCUGCUGGAGGAGCUGGAGCACUUCGAGCAGUCAGACAUGCCCAAGGGAAGACCCAACACCAUGAACAACUAUGGGGUGUUGCUACAUGAGCUAGGCCUGGAUGAACCACUGGUAACACCACUGCGGGAGCGCUUCCUCCAGCCGCUGAUGGCCCUGCUAUAUCCAGACUGUGGUGGGGGCUGGCUGGACAGCCACCGGGCCUUUGUGGUCAAAUACGCGCCCGGCCAGGACCGCGAGCUGGGCUGCCACUAUGAUAACGCCGAGCUCACCCUCAAUGUAUCCCUGGGCAAGGCCUUCACAGGGGGUGCCCUCUACUUCGGGGAUCUCUUCCAGGUGCCUUCGACCCUGGCCAAGCCCUUGGAGGUGGAGCACGUGGUGGGCCAGGGCCUCCUGCACCGGGGGGGCCAGCUGCACGGGGCCCGGCCCCUGGGCACUGGUGAGCGCUGGAACUUGGUCGUCUGGCUCCGGGCCUCGGCCGUGCGCAACCGCCUCUGCCCCAUGUGCUGCCGCAAGCCUGACCUGGUGGACGACGAGGGCUUCGGUGAUGGCUUCACCCGCGAGGAGCCCGCCACGGUGGAUGUGUGUACCCUAACUUGAGCUUGGCCAGGGCCAGGGUGGCGGGCAAGGAUGGAAAUAAACGCCAUGCAGCCCUCAGCACUUCUUGCUUUGAGAGGACA